AUGGAAUGGGUGAAACGCGUAUAUUACGAUAAGUUCGAUUUAAAAUUAAUUAUUGGCUUUCUAUCCAGAACCACCAGGGAACUUAAUAUCGAUAUAAAAAGAUGUAAUUGCGAAAAGGCCCUGGAUUAUUUACACGCGAUUUACAAGGUCCAAAUAAAGGUUUUUAUUAUUAACGUCAUUAAAUAA
Molecule: messenger RNA, 186 nt
Organism: Pyricularia grisea
Lineage: Eukaryota; Fungi; Ascomycota; Sordariomycetes; Magnaporthales; Pyriculariaceae
Exons: 3
Coding region: 1-186 (61 amino acids)
Source: RefSeq, a predicted model, not a curated record